GGAAGAGAUGGGGUUGUGGAAAAUGGGAGAGAAAGGGGUUAAGAAAGUGAAGGAUGUGGGGAAGGAGGGAGAGAGAGAGAGAUGGGGCUGUGGGGAGUAGGGAAAAGGGAAGGAGAAGGGAGGCAAAGAGAUGUGGCCAUGGGAAAAGGGAGGAACGUGGAUAUGGAAAAUGGGGAGAGGGAAGCAUAGGGAUGUGGGAAAAGAGGGAGAGGAAAGUGGAUGAGGGUUGGAAAAGGAGGAGAAGGGAGAUACAAGGAUGUGGGAGAACAGAGAGGGAGCAGUAUGGGGGUAAGAAAAGGGGGAGAAUUGGGGCUGUGGGAAAUGAGAGAUGGGGGAUAUGAAAGACGGAGGCAUUGGAAUAUGGGAAAUGAGGAAGAGGAAGGGAUAUGGAUGGGGAAAAGGGAGGUGUAAGGAUGUAGGAAAAUGGGGAGAGAAGGAUGUGGGAAGUGAGGAGAAGGAAGGAUAUGGGGAUGGGAAAAGGGGGAGAGAGAGGCAUAGGGAUGUGUAAAUGUGGGGAGAGACAACUGGAAAGAGGGAGGGAUUUGGUUGUGGGAAAUGGGGAGAUAAAGGGAGGCAGGCCUGGGAAUUUGAGGUUGGAGGAGAUAUGGAUGUGGGAAAAGGGGGAGAGGGAGAGAUGGGCACUGAAGCAGAGGGUCAGCCCCACACCUUUGGGUACAGCCCCACACCUUUGGGUACAGCCCCAUACCUUUCCAUGGAGCAGGGGCAAGUUUGAUUUUGGGGCACCAGGCAGCCCACACUGGGAGCAGAAUAAGGGGGGACACCCUCCAUUGCUCCCCCCACCUUGUACCUAACUAAAUCACUAAAACUUAUAGAAGAACGAUCAGUAUUAAUAAAGGUAAUCCAGUUUUUAUUAAUGUCAAGCUUAAUCUCAUUUGCCUCCUUUUAACCUUUAGAACGCUGGGUCAUGCAACCUCCUAAUCUAUGUGCUUAGUAGUUAAACAUUCCCUCCAUACUAUUUCAUGCUCUGUGCUGCCUGUCUGCCCCCUCACAGUGCCCUUUCUCUCUUUGUAUCUCAUCCUGUUUCUCUAUCCCCAUGCAAUUCUCUAUCUCACUCUUUGCAUCCUGUCUGUCUGUCCGCACAUCGUGCCCUGUCUGUCCUGCCCCUGCCUAUCUUUGGCUCUGGGCACGCCUUGUGCCUUGCACAUGUUCCCACUCCAUUGGGACAGAUUAACACGGCCCAGCAUUGCCCUGGGUCCGGCGGGUGUCGGAGUGCUCAGGAAAAUCUGAGUCACGGCCGCGGGCGCCACGGAGCCGGUGGCAAAAAGCUCUGCUGGGGGGGACGCUUCAGGGACUCAGGACCAUGGCAGAGCCAGAGGAGGAUGAAGAGGACAACACAGCAGCUUUGGAGCAGCUGAUGGCACAAACAGGCCGGACAUUGCAAUGGCAGGAGCUGGAGGAGCAGUUCUGCGUGCUGGAAGAGCUGGGCAGCGGCACCUAUGGCAACGUGGUGCUCACCGAGCCCCGGGAUGGUGGCUCCCCCGUGGUCCUCAAGCUGAUGCUGAAGGAACGGACAGAGCGACGGGCGUUCCUAAGGGAGUAUUGCAUAGCACGCUGCCUCUCCGGCCACGCUGCCUGCAUCCAUGCCCUGCCCCUUGCCUUUGAGAACUCAACACAUUUUGCCUUUGGGCAGGAGCUGGCUCCCGCUGGGGACUUGUGCAACCUGCUCACACCAGGGGAGGGGCUGCCCGAGGUGCUGGUGAAGCGCUGUGCCUCUCAGCUGGCCGAAGCAUUGGAUUUCAUGCACAGCCGAGCCCUGGUGCAUCGGGAUGUCAAGCUGGACAACGUGCUGCUCUUCGACCACGAGUGUCGCCGUGUGAAGCUGGCAGACUUUGGCCUCACUCGACUGCAGGGUUCAGAGAUCAGCGCCAUGUCUGGUGCGCUGCCCUACGCCCCACCAGAGCUCUGCUUGCUGCAGGGCUCUGACACACUGGAGCUGGACUCCAGCCUGGAUGUUUGGGCUUUUGCUGUGCUGCUCUUCUGCCUCUGCACCGGCUGCUUCCCAUGGGCUGUAGCUGCCAGCCCUGACCCCCAGUUUGAGGCCUUCAGUGCUUGGCAGGGUGAUACAGUGGGACAAGAGACACCAGAGUCUUGGGGUGGCUUUGAGCGUGGGGCACAGGAGAUGCUGCAGCGCCUGCUGAGGCUUGACCCUAAUCGCCGCAGCCCAGCCAUUGAGGUGCACAAGUACCUGGCCCUGCCAUGGCUGACAGCACCCAACAACAGGGAUCGGACCCAUGGCACUGAUGGGCCUGGAGCGGUGGAUGGUGACGGAUAUGGAGGGGGGGAUGGUGAUGCACACAGAGCAGUGGAUGGUGGCCCUCAGUCACCCCUUGCCCAAGGGUGCAGGGGUUUGGGGGAUGAUGGGGAGCGUGGUGACAGCAGUUAUGGAGAGGAGAACAGCGUGCCCACAGCACCUGCCAGUGCCAUGGCCCUAUGCCACUAGCUGGCAUCUCCAACAUGGCACGGAGGGGUCCUUGGGGUGUGGGCUGGUGUCUUCUUCUUCUUCUUGGAAUGGACAGAAUGGACAUGGAGCUGUUGGAGAGGAUCCAGAGGAGGCCACAAGGAUGCCCGGAGGUGAAGUACCUCUUCCAAGGGUUGAAGCACCUCUUCCAACUAAAGAAGCUGAGAGAAUUGGGCUUGUUCAGAGAAGGCUCCAUGGCGAUCUCAUUGCAACCUUCCAGUACUUAAAGGGAGCUCAUAAACAGGAGGGAAAGUGACUUUUUGCACAGUCUGACUGUGACAGGACAAGGGGGAAUGGUAUUUAAGUUAAGAGGGAAGAUUUAGGUUAUAUGUUAGGGGGGAUUUCUUUGCUCAGAGCAUGGUGAGGCACUGGAACAGGCCGAACAAAGAAGCUGUGGUUGCUCUAUCCCUAGAUGUGCUCAAGGCUGGUUGAAUGGAGACCUGGGCAACCUGGAUGUCAACCAGCUCAUGGCAGGGGGUUGGAACUAGGUGAGCUUUAAGGUCCCUUCUAACCCAACCCAUUCUAUGUUUCUUGUGGGUGGGAUGGAAGCCUUGGUCUCUACUUGGUCCCCUGGGUGAGAACAUAAGGGCCAGUAGCACAUUGUGGGCAGGGGAAGGAGAAGAAACACCAGGGAUUGUAUUUGGAGGAGGUCAGGGACCCCAGCCCCACACUUACUUUUCACCCUAUUGAUGAAUGCAAUGGCAAAGCACCUGAGCAACAAAUGAGCAAGUAAAAGCCAAGGAAAGAGCAGCCAGCAGGACACAGAGAAAUGGGAGGAGAGUGGUGGAAGUGGGUGGUAAAACCGCUCAUCAGUUCUGCAAGGGAACCCAGAAAUGGAUCUGACAUUCACUCCUUGCAUACGUGUGUGAGGAGGAUGUCACCAGGCUGUAAUUAGUUAAGAUGCCAAAGGAUUUCCUUGGGGUUUAUGAGACGAGGAGACAAAUGUAAGUACUCCAGGCACACAGAUAUAUGUUAGGCAGGGCUGUGGGGCGAAUUCCUAGUCCUUGAGGGAGAGGAAAUCAACCUGGAACACAGCUCCCUCUGAACAUGGCUCUGCAAAAGGUAGAAAAUCUGCACUAAGAGGAUGGGAUGUGGGUUGGCCAGUCAUACAGAAAAGCCAGAGUGAGAGCAUGUUGAGUUGGCUCUGCAUGUGGAAGAUGCUGGAGGGAUGAAGAUGUUCUGAGCAUCCUUUCAUCAGGGCAAGUAGUGAUGGGACAAGGGGUGAUGGGUUUGAAUGGAAAGAGGUGAAAUUUAGGAUGAAUUUUGGGGGGAUGAGGCACUGGAACAGGUUGUCCAGAGGAAUUGUAGGUGCCCUUUCCCUGGAAUUGGGCAGGGAAAUUGGGCAUUCUCAAGGCCAGAAUGGAUAAGGUUUUGGGAAAUUUAGUGGGUGGCGUCCAUGCCCAUGAAAUAGGCUUGGAACUGGAUGGUCUUUAAGGUCUCUUCCAACCCAAACCCUAUGAUGCUAUGACUAGAAUUCCACGACUAUGGCUUUGUGAAUUCAGACUAAGCAAGAAGAACACUGCUGCACAGUGGAAGGGGAGCUGGAAAUAAGCUGAAAUGCUGAAGCUUAAUAAAACCCUCUGUGUUUUGCCUUUUUUUUU
Coturnix japonica (Japanese quail) is the source of this 4080-nucleotide messenger RNA. NCBI's taxonomy places the organism in Eukaryota, Metazoa, Chordata, Aves, Galliformes, Phasianidae. The record is from RefSeq and is a predicted model, not a curated record.